This is a messenger RNA of Drosophila erecta, 1351 nucleotides long. Its product is annotated as kelch-like protein 6. The coding region runs from base 101 to 1324 and encodes 407 amino acids. The record is from RefSeq and is a predicted model, not a curated record. The transcript is spliced from 2 exons. NCBI's taxonomy places the organism in Eukaryota, Metazoa, Arthropoda, Insecta, Diptera, Drosophilidae.
CACUGGUAAUUAUGUUUCUUAGAGCCUCUAUUUAUAUACAUUGACUAGUGUUUUUGUAAAUAACUACAAUUAAGAAGACACACAAAAUCAAACGGCAAAAAUGUCCGAUAUAUUUGAAAAGCAGAUAAUGGAUAAAGAUAAGGACACUAGAAAUGAAGAGAAUCCCAACGAGGAGAGUCCCAGCGACGAGAAUCACAGUAAGGAGUAUCCCACUGAGGAGCCUGCCACUAAGAAGCCUCCAAGUGAGAAGUCUUCUCAUGAGGAUAUGGCGAAAAGUAACUGGGAGGAAAGAAUUAUAAGCAAUAGCAAACCCUUCCAAGUGCCAGAGGACACGGAAGGCAAUGAACUUUAUGACCAGCAUCGGAUGCAAUUGCCUACGGGAAAACCUUUUCCACUGGAAAACCCUUUCGAUCUGCGAGUGGGAAACUUUGAAAAUAUUCUAGAUGAAUUAAACGCGAACAAAAGGGAAAUAUGUUAUCCGAAAAUACCACUGGAAGAACUGGCCAAGAAAGUGGAUCCAGAUGAAACCAUUGCUCAUACGUUGGAUAAGCGUUGGUUUAAAUUCACAGGUCCGCCACGUAAAGUGGUCGGCGAGGUAUUGCUGGCAGUGUUCCAGAAAAACCUAAGGCCUGGUUUGAUUGUCGUGGUCGAGGAGAAUCAUUUCCGUUGCCACGCGAUGGUGCUACAAGUGCUCUCGAACUUUUUCCAGCAACCGGAAUUGGCACUGUCGCAUCUCUUUCAGCUGCCCAGUCCGAUGGUCACCGCCCCGGCAUUUGUGGCCAUGUAUCGUUGGGGCCUGGAGCCGGCGGAAAGAGUGCCCGCCCCUCUUCUGAUGCAGGUUUUACGGGCUGCGGUGUUCUUCGAUUGCCAGGAACUCGUUGAUAACUGCUGGGUGGGAAUCAAUGAGGGUACUCGUUUCCCGGACCGGACAUUGUGCAUUUAUCUUCACGGCAAUUUGAUGGGUAUGCGCCUGGAGGAAUGCCUGCUAGAGCGAUUGAGCUGUAUCUUUCUGCAGUUCGCCGCCAGCAAGGAGUAUUUGGAUCUGGGAGCUGACACGGUACAGAGAUUACUGGGACUAUCUUCGCUGGCUGUGAACUCGGAAAUGGAGGUUUUUCUAGCCGCAGUUCUUUGGCUGAAUCACAAGUGGCCGCAGCGCAUCAAAUUUUCCUACAUUAUGAUGGAUGAAAUUCGCUUCGACUGGUUGCCUUUUGCAUUUUUACUAUGUAUGCGUAAGAAACUGGAAAGCGGUCCGCCAGUUCUAAAAAUGUUGUCCCGUGCUCAAUAUAUCCGCAAGAAGGUUUAUAGCGCCCUAAAAGUCAUGUAAGUCAGGAGGUACUAAGUUGAUUGUCAA